Messenger RNA from Erpetoichthys calabaricus (reedfish), 1355 nucleotides. RefSeq names its product caspase-7-like. Gene Ontology annotation, biological process: apoptotic process; proteolysis. NCBI's taxonomy places the organism in Eukaryota, Metazoa, Chordata, Cladistia, Polypteriformes, Polypteridae. The coding region runs from base 178 to 963 and encodes 261 amino acids. The transcript is spliced from 6 exons. The record is from RefSeq and is a predicted model, not a curated record. Gene Ontology annotation, cellular component: cytoplasm.
UUAAUCAUUUACCUUUAUUUGCAUAAUCCUUUCAAGAGAGGCUUGGGAAAACGAAAGUAAGGGAUAUACACAGGAGGCACUCAGACAGAACACAGCAAGCCCUAGGCUGACUCCAACUGCCAAGCACAGUGUCUUAGGUAACAAGUCACCUGUUGACAACACUGGGAUUAUCUAACAAUGGAAAUACACAAAGACUCAAUGAAGCUAACCACACCUGACCAGUUGAAUGCAGACGUUUUGUCUUAUUCUUACAAUAUGGACUACAGCAAAAUUGGAAAAUGUGUAAUAAUUAACAACGAGAAUUUUCUAGCAUUACGUGAACGAAAGGGCACACAGCAGGAUGUCAGUAUUUUGGAACAUACCUUUGGAGCGCUGGGAUUCUCUGUAGAAGUUGCCAAAGAUUUAUCAGCUGCUGAAAUGUUGCAACUUUUAAGAAAAGUUUCUAGGGAGGACCACAGUGAAAUGGCAUGCUUCAUAUGCGUCCUGCUUAGCCAUGGUGAUGAAGGAAAUAUCCAUGGAACAGAUCAUGAGGUGGAAAUAAAGCAGUUACUGAAACUGUUUACUGGAGAGAUGUGCCCAAGUCUACUUGGGAAACCUAAGUUAUUCUUCAUACAGGCCUGCAGAGGAGAAAAAUAUGAUUCAGGCAUUGAGGCAGAUUCCAUGGAAAGCAAUUCCACAUAUUUUCGAGAUAUUCCAGAGGAGGACUUUUUGUGUGGAUAUUCAACAGUUGCUGGUUACUACUCUUGGAGAAAUGAAUCUUCUGGAUCUGUCUUCAUCCAGACCUUGUGUAAAGUCCUGCAGGAAAACGGCAAAAGGCUUGAAAUAAUAAAAAUCCUCACAAGAGUUAAUAAUUUAGUUGCCUUCAAUUUCCGAUCAAAUACUUACUACUGCCCAACCCACGGAAAAAGUCAGAUGCCAUGCAUCAUCAGUAGGCUGACAAAGGAAUUGUAUUUAACUUCUUAAAUUUAUAUUACAGCUACAAACUGCUUUUAAUUGCAGAUUCACCUUAUAAAAAUAAUUAGGAUGGAUUGAGUGGAAAAUAAGUAAAUAAAACUCAAUAGAGAAAUUACAGCAUUUGAAACUAAGGCUGACUUAAUAGUUACCUCAAUUUUAAUAAACAUUCUGUAAUGAGGACUACAUUUUUUCACUUAUUUGACUACAAAUGUUAUUAGACCAAGAAUUUACCCUGUUAUCUUCUGCAUGCACCCUUUUUGUUUAACUUGGUGUUUGGGCUUCAAUGGAUACAGAGAAUUAUCCUGGAAUCAUUAACAUUGUGGUUGAUUUUAAAAUGUACAGUAUAUUGGAUAACCUGAAGGCUGAGGAAUAAAAUCAUAAGCCAAGAUGAAUAAAAUUUA